UUAUCACAUGAAUGAUUAAAAAAACAAAAAUGAAUGAUGAUCACAAUGUUAAAAAAGUACUCAACUGAAUGAUGGUAUGUAUUCAGUACUUGUUUUUAUUAGCCUGCAUUAAAAUAUGGUAUUUUAAUGCAGGCUAAUAAAAAUAAGGCAAAAUACAUGCAUAAGGUCAUGGACUAACUGUAAGAAACACACUGGUUUCUGAUCGGAGUGACUGCUGACUGGACAGAUAAGACACCAGGAUAAAUGAAGCCUGGCUGUUAGCCUGGUCUGGAGCAGGCUAGCUGCACAGAAUAAAUCUCAAUGGUAAUUUAUGUGCCACUGCGUUCGUGAAACCGAGUCAAGGCUAAACUGAGCCAGGAUAACUGUAAAACCCCGGCUUAAUCCGUCAUCUUGGUUUUGUGAAACAGGCCUCAGGAGAGCUACAAUAGCAGCUACGAUGCUGCUUGUUGUGUCGCGGACAUGCAGCCACGUUCCCAGUAAAAGUCUCCACCGCACAUUCAGUUUAGUUUAGCAGAUUGCCCGCUGUGUGUCUGCCCGGAUUAACGAUAGCGAUUGGCCGACAAACAGUGUGUGUUUUUGUGCUUCGUUAGCAUCUGUAGCUAUGCUGGUAGCUUUGUGCUCGCUGCCGCUCUGUCAUUGCGGCGUGACUUUACCGAGUCUACGACAGACCGUAUGUGUGUGGCGGCGGGGAGUGUGGGUUUGUCGGUGGCGUUCUAGCUGUGAACGUAGGUGUAGCAGACAGUGUGUGUACAGUUUAUUUGUCGGUGGAUAAAUGCUACGAGGCUACAACUCGCUCCCCUCAAGCGAGCUUGAGAUACCAGACCCAACUGCCUGUAUCUUGUAACUCCGGCUCCGUCUCUAAAGGUGGACCAGCUUUUCUCCUUAAAGAGACAAGCCGCUCCUGAAUUUUUCUCAGCUUUUUAAUUAAUUAUUAUUAUUUUUCUAACCGUUUUAACCGAUAGCGUUAAUCGGUUAAAGUUCUUAACGUCGGUUAACGGUUAAAUGGUUAAUUAUGAACAUCCCUAAAAUAAACUCAGCAGUUAGAUAUUUUGUGUGUCGCCUUUUUCUGCAAGAGAUUACCAACUUGUUUUAAAGGUGUUAUUGAUAACAUUGAUAACAUUCAGCCACUAGAUGUCUCCCUUCUCCGUUCCAUUGCGUUGACUUCGCAACAAGUGGUUGCCUGUUCGUUGUACAACCUGCAUAUUUUAUGAGACUCAGACAGUCAUGUGAAGUGAUGAAUCCUUCCUGGUAGAAUAAUGAACUCUCUCUGCAACGUGUACCUAUACAUUAGCUACAGAUUUAGGUUACUUUGUGUGGUGAUGUUUCAAGAUUCAAGUAACAGUCUAUGGUAAUCUGAGGAUAUGGCUGUCUAGUUUUACGUAACAUUUAGCUUGUCAUAAGCAGUGGUGUAGUGCAGAGUACGCGCAGGUAUACGGCGUAUACCUACUUAUUUUUCAGGCGACUUCUAAAUCCACUCUGGUGCACAUCUUCGUUAUACAUGUUUGAGGGAACUAUAACGUUAAAUGUAACUGGACUCAACUGUCACUAAUGCUAAAAUGCUAACGUAGCUCCUCAGGGAUUGAUGCUGUUAUUUUUCUCAUUUUGACAACCAAGCCAGUGACAACACAUUAGUUAAGGUUGGAAGGAAUAUGGCUGUUGGUAAUUGCUGUUGGUUUUGUUUAAAUUUACGGAAUUGUAAUUUUAUGGGUUAUUGUUGUUUGGAACAACCGCCAUUGCUUCUGCUAACACUGUUCAGAUGCUUUGUUGGGCCAAUAUCCAAUGGGAAGCCUCGCAUGAGCAACCUCGUGCUCAACAUUCGGACUAGUCAUAAUGUCGUUUGAGAUAAAUGCAACUAUUACUUUUCAUUUAACAUAAUACAUUUUACUAGUAUGCUAGACAUGCUACUAGUCAGCCCUACUGAUUAUGUUAAAAGUGCUUGACAUACAGAUUAACUUCCUUACUUCUUUUUUGGCAGGCAUGACAUUGUGGGACUGCAAUGACCUGGAAAAAGAUACAAGAGAAAGACCAAAACCUAGCAGUGACUUUGAAAUAGUUGCAUCUGAAUCAAUUGCAGAUAAAUCUUCAGCGCUAAAGGUUGAAGCCUCUCUGAAAGCAAGUUUCUUCGGUGGACUGGUUGAGGUUGAAGGAUCAGCAAAAUACCUGAACGAUCAUAAGACAUCCAAAAGUCAGGCCAGGGUAACACUGAAUUACAAAACUACCACAAAGUUCCAGGAACUGUCGAUGAGUCAUCUUGGAAGAGGCAAUGUGACGCAUCCGUAUGUCUUUGAUAAAGGAUUAGCAACACAUGUAGUCACUGGUAUCCUUUAUGGGGCACAAGCCUUCUUUGUCUUUGACCGUGAGGUGUCUGAAAAGGAAGAUCAUCAAGACAUUCAAGGUAACUUGAAAGUCAUGAUCAAGAAGAUUCCUUGCUUUGCGAUAGAAGGUGAAGGUUCGCUGAGAAUGGAAGACAAGGACAGAGAAAAUGUUGAGAAAUUCUCCUGCAGGUUCUUUGGAGACUUUUCCCUUCAGAAACCUCCUACAUCCUUUCGGGAUGCAGUGGAAGUCUACCAAAGUCUGCCAAAAUUGCUGGGAGCCAAUGGAGAAAACGCCGUACCGAUGAAAGUCUGGCUGUUGCCACUGACAAGUCUGGAUUCUUCUGCUGCUAAACUCGUACGUCAGAUAAGUAUAAGAUUAGUUCAAGAAUCCCAGAGUGUCCUGGAGGACUUCAGUGAGUUGGAAAUGAGAUGCAAUGAUGCAUUUAAAACCACCACUGCACAGCAUUUCCCACAGAUUGGCAAAAAGAUUAAAACUUUUAAAGAGAUGUGCUCUGAGUUCAGACUGGAACUCUAACGAACCGUGGCAAAGAAACUUCCAUUAAUCCGAGGAGGUGGAGAAGAGGAGGCUGUGCUCGCUGAGAUCUUGAAGAAGAGAUGCUCUUCUCCUUUCAACAGCAAAAACCUGAAUGAGUGGAUGGACUGUAAACUGUGGGAAGUCAACACAUUAAAGUCUUUCACCAACAUGAUGAAAAACACCAAAAUCGUUCCAUCUCAAAAUCACCUGUAUAAGGAAAGCCUCAGUGCAGAGCAUGCUAUGUGCUUUGUUUUCACCUCGCUGGGAAUUGCUGAACCGUACCUCUCAACUUUAUCAAACUACUUAAAACAAACACCAGAUGACCCUCAAGAUCCACGCACUCAGGAUGUAGAGAAGGAACAAUGGUACGCCUCAAAAGAAGUAGUAGAUGUGAUGAGGAAUAAAGCAAAGCUCUUCAGUGACUUUGCAGAGGCCAACAAGGAGAACAAGAACAUUAAAUUCUUGACAGUGGGAUUAACAAAUGAGACACAGAAAGGUUCAAGCAUCUACCUUUAUAAAGAUGGCUUUUUAGUCAAUGACAACUUUGAGCCGCCUUCAAAGCCUGAAACGGUAACAGUAAGUGAUAUAAACCACAACAGUGUGACACUGAAGAUUUCUCCACCCAGAUUUGGAGCAGAAAACAUCACCUCCUACUCUGUUGAGUACUGUGUCACUGGAGAGGAUGGAUGGAAACAGAAGACAGCAUCAACAGCUGCAGAAGUCACAGUGAGCGAUCUGAGUCCUGACACAGAGUAUAUGUUCAGAUGCAGAGCAGUGACCUCAGCGGGUGUUGGGCCAGCCAAUGAAGGUAGUGGUUCCAUUAAAACCUUACCUUGCAGCCCUCCUGGAAAACCUCAAGUUGAACCAAACUCAAGUGAGAUAUCAGUUAGUUGGGAGAAACCUGCUGAGCUUGGACAAGAUGUGUACAUCUUGAGCUACAUUUUGGAGUACGCCGUAAAGGACAACAGGGUAAAAGAGGAAGACGUCCAAUGGAGCCAAAUGAUGUCGAGAGCUGAAAAGGCAAUCAUUUCAGGGCUUCAGUUAGAGACAGAAUAUGUCGUCAGGGUCCGAUGUGAUUGUGGUGUAGCCGGCAGAAGCAAAGAGAGCAUCACUGUUAAUGUCUGCACAACAAAACGUGAAUUUGCACGUCUUGCAGAAUUCCUCAAACAUGUUAGUAAGAGAAAAAAUUCUGGAUCUCCCUCCCUUUACAAACUGCCUCUGACAGAAAACGAUAUGGACAUCGAUGGAUGCCGGAGGUUUAACUUUGGCAAAGAAAGCAUGAGGCAAAAUCGCACAAUAAUGGUUCUUGGAGCGACCGGAUCAGGAAAGUCCACUCUGAUCAAUGGAAUGAUCAACUACAUCGUUGGUGUGGAGUGGAAGGACACUUUCAGAUUUCAGUUAAUUGAUGAGGAUCAGUCUAGAUCGCAGACUGAAAGCCAGACCUCUGAAGUCACUGUGUACAAAGUCAACUACCAAGAGGGGUUUAAAAUCCCCUUCUCUCUGACUGUUGUGGACACACCAGGGUUUGGGGAUACAAGAGGAAUAGGAAGAGACAGGGAGAUCACCGAGCAAAUCCGGAGACUUUUCACCUCAGCCAAUGGAGUCAGUGAGAUUGAUGCAGUGUGUUUUGUUACUCAGGCCUCUCUUGCACGACUAACCGCAACACAGCGGUAUGUGUUUGACUCGGUGCUCUCCAUUUUUGGCAAAGAUGUGGCAGAGAACAUUGAGAUGCUGGUGACUUUUGCAGAUGGCAAGCAGCCACCGGUUCUUGAGGCAAUAAACGUCUCCGGGGUUCCAUGUCCAAAAAAUGACAUAGGGCUUCCGGUUCACUUCAAGUUCAACAACUCUGCAUUGUUUGCAGACAACAGAAGCAGCAGUGACAGGGCCUGUGGCGAAGAUUCUGAUGAGGAUGAUGACGGCAACUUUGACGAAAUGUUUUGGAACAUGUGUGCCAAAAGUAUGGAGAAGUUCUUCACUGCUUUGCAUAAAAUGGCAACCAAAAGCUUGCUAAUGACCCAAGAGGUUCUAAAAGAAAGAAAGCGCCUUGAAACAGCCGUUGAAGGUUUGCAACCACAAGUUAGAGCUGGAUUAGCAAAACUCGAAGAAAUCAAGACAACCAAAGAAAAGAUUAAAGAGCACGAAAUGGUCAUGACUACAAAUGAAAACUUUGAGAUUGAGGUGGAGGUCACAAAGUCGGUCAUGAAACAGCUCACAAAGAAAGGAGAGUACAUCACCAACUGCCAGAAAUGUUCAAUAACAUGCCACUACCCGUGUGCGAUAGCAGAUGAUAAUGAAAAACGUGGUUGCGCAUCAAUGGAUGGGACAGGGAGGUGCACCGUCUGCCCUGGAAAAUGCAUUUGGAGUUUGCAUUUCAACCAGACCUACAGUUGGGAUUAUGUUCAAGUAAAAGAGAAGAAGACGCUGCAAGAGCUAAAAGACAAGUACAAAAAAGCAACGAAAGAAAAGAUGACUAUUCAGGAAGUGAUCGAGAGGCAAGAGGAAGAGAUUGCUCAACUCCAAGACAUGAUCGUGUCCCUCAUGGAUCAGUCGGCUCACUCUAUAACUCGUCUGCAAGAGAUCGCCCUGAGGCCUAACCCUCUGACCACUCCAGAGUACAUCGAUAUGCUGAUUGAAGGAGAAAAAUCAGAGGCCAAAGAGGGUUACACGGCUCGAAUUCAGUCCUUGGAAGCAAUGAGGGACAAAGCAGACAUCAUCUCCAAAGUAAAACGACAGAAACUUACAAAAACACAGGAGGAAUUGUCUGAAGAAAAACAGAAGAGGAAAGAAAAGAAAGGCUAUCUCGAGAAAUUUACAAAUUAUCUUUUUGGAAAUUAAGGAAAAACAUGACCUAAUCAUGUUAGCAGCACUGUGAGGUUCUUAUUACAGUAUAAAUCAGAACAAAAGUGUUGGCUGGAUGAAAAAUGAGUCAAAAGUACAGCCGAGUCACGGUAUGACCAUCAGUAUGUUGACGUGAUUACAAUUCAUGUGUGCAUUUCGUAUUAUUGAUGGUAACAUGCUAGCAUUUUUUAAGGUUUCAUGCUAAAGCUAGCAUCAUAUGUUUGCACUAACAUUUUGAGUUAGCAUGCUGAUUAGAAAUCUGUCUGAACCAGCUGGUGGCGCUAGAUUAAAUCAGUUAAUUAUUGGGAUGAAAAUAAUUAAUUCAUUGCUCCAAAUUUCAGUUUUUAAAUUGGCUAAGAACCACACCAACCUGGAUGUAACCUGAAUGUUUGUUUAAAUGUGAAAUAUUGCUUCUUAUUUGACACAUAUAAUGUCAUUAAUUGUUGCCACACAGAUGUUUGUCCUCAUAUUUUUUUAUUAAUGAUCUAUUUAGUACUUACAAUAUACUUUUAAUAUUUAGAAUCACUCUAACUAUAUGCUAAAUAUUUAUGAUUUGCCAGUUAGAUGUCUGUAACAAAGAUGGUUAACACAAUUUCUGUUUAUUUUGCAUAAUUAAAUUGUAGCUCUGAUGUAUCGUUAGUAGGUUAAAGCUGCUUUAACAUGUGUCCUAUAGUUUAACAACAUGAUGCAUUUUGAGUGUUUUUCUUCUUGUUUUGCUUCUUUUUUUAAAGAAAAGACGUAAAUGAUCUCAUUGAAAUUUGGGUACAUGUUAAUACCAGACAUGGUAGUAAAUACGCUUGGUUUUACUGGAAAACGAGUUUGAAUAUUUCAAUGUUAUGUGAUUGAGUGGUUAUGAAUAAAUUGUAAUAUUUAGUUGAA
Messenger RNA from Sebastes umbrosus (honeycomb rockfish), 6567 nucleotides. RefSeq lists its product as uncharacterized. Gene Ontology annotation, molecular function: GTP binding; protein binding. The transcript has a single exon. NCBI's taxonomy places the organism in Eukaryota, Metazoa, Chordata, Actinopteri, Perciformes, Sebastidae. The record is from RefSeq and is a predicted model, not a curated record.